Messenger RNA from Darwinula stevensoni, 2589 nucleotides. NCBI's taxonomy places the organism in Eukaryota, Metazoa, Arthropoda, Ostracoda, Podocopida, Darwinulidae. The record is from the annotation of a GenBank genome assembly.
AUGGAGAUCCAGAUCAGCACGAAGAGCAUGAAGAUAAGGCAAUAUUUGAUUGUUGUAUUUAAAAUCCUUAUUGUUCUCGUCUUCCUCGCCUUGAACUUGGACUUGAGCUUCUCUUAUUUCGCCUGGUGGCACUCGUCCUCGUUUAGUCCUCUCAUCGAGCCCGUAGGGUUGGAGAGACUCAAGGUUUUAUAUCCUCGAAUGGUGCUUGAUGAGAGGCAAGACUACGGGGUGUUAGAGAAUCUCGUACCUGCUUCGAAUCUCAACGCAAAGAGCGAGGAUGACAUCACCUGCGUCACUCACUCUUCCAUCGAUCAUCUGCACCGCGUCGUCCCACUCGUUCAGGCCUGGCAGGGACUGGUUUCCCUGGCGGUGUUCGUGUCCACCCAAGCCAACAUGAACAUCACCUUGAAGGUGAUAGCAUGUCUCAGAGAGGAACACCCACAAGUAUCCCAGAACGUCACCUUUCAUCUCGUAUUCCCCGUUCGACAAAUGGCGAAUAAUUCGGAUAUUCGGAUCGAUGACAAGUUAUCCUGUCAGGUCCUCCUGGAGACAGUGUCCAGGAUGGAGGACAGGGAGAAUAAUUUUAAUCGCCCAGAUGUGGAUUAUCCCCACAAUCUGCUGAGAAACGUGGGUCGGAGAGCGGCUAGAACGGAGUUCGUGUUCGUAAUUGACGUAGAUUUGAUCCCCUGUCCCGGCAUGAGGGGGAAAUUCGUCCAAUUUGCUCAAAGAGAACGCCUCUUCUCCCGCGAGAUGGCCAAACAUAAGAUCGCCUAUGUCGUGCCGGUCUUUGAGGCGGUGUCGGGGUUGCCGAACACUCGAAACAAAUCAGAGCUACUCAGGCUCUGGGAUGAAGGGAAGAUCCGACCAUUUUACAGCAACACGCGCAGCAUUGUCGUACAGUUCAAUACAGAUUUUCAGAGGUGGAGGAAAUUAACUAAGAAGGAGGAGAUCUCAGUGGGAUAUGAGAUACCAUGGAAACCCGCAUACGAACCUUACCUGAUCACCAGAAACUCUGCCCCCUUCUUCGAUGAGAGGUUUCGGCAAUUUGGAUGGGAUCGAGCCAGUCAUUUGGAACGUGCACCGAACGCCACUGAGACUGCCUUCUGCCUCUGCUCAGCUGGAGCAAAGGGAAUGAAUGCACCUGGCCUGGAGCACAGGGAUGGGAUGCACCUGGCCAGGGGCACAGGAAGGGUUCGUGGAAUUUACGAGACGGGAGACUCGGAGGCGACGACAGAAGACCCACCUUGCACGUGCUGCCAUCCUUGCAUCCAUCUCCCUCGAUUGAGGCCAAGCCUCGGAUGCAUUCCGAGGACUGUAUCUCGCCGGUUCGUCGAGAUGGCGUCCGCGAAGCUGAGCCUCCAGCUGAUGAUAGCCUUCGGCUUCGGCCACGUGCUCAACGACCUCUGCGCCGCCAUGUGGUUCACCUACCUCCUCCCCUUCCUUCACUUCGUACCGGGGUCGGAGGAGAAGGAGGCGGGGCUGCUGACGCUCGUCGGGCAGGUGGCAGAUGCCCUGGCCACUCCCGUUCCGGGUCUUCCGGUCGAUUCCCUAGGUCCUUCUGGAAGGCCUGAAACUGCGGACGGAGGAAGACGUGGCACCUCUUCGCUUGGAUGGGCCGUCGUCCAAAUCUCGCAUUUGUCCCUCAUCCCUCUUCUCACGAGCUGCAAGGACCAACGCACCGAACUCAAUGCCAUCAGAUACGCGUUCACGUCGAACAUCGCCGUGCACGCCAUCUCGCGGAUCAUCCUGGGGAUGUCGACCGAGAGGAGGCUCAGCCGGAGAUCCGGACUUUUCUUCGGGGUAUACCUGCCCCCUGUACCUCAAGAGUACCUCAAGGUACCUCAAGAGACCCUGAUGCUCCCUGAUCUGAAGAUCCCUGACUCGAGAGAGCCUGGCAGUCGUCCCUCUCGCAAUGUUCUUCGCCGGGUUCUCCGCCUCGCUCGGCCUCGAGCGACUCAACGAGCGAUUCGGACAGAAGUGUCAAAGGCAUGGAAAUUCGAGAGGGAAAGACCUCACCUCUGGACGCAUCCGGAACAGGUCUCAUACGGCAUGGACGCAGGACUCGGACCGACCGGCUGCGCCUGGAUCCCCGGCGGCGGCGGCCGCUUCUACGAGACCCGAGAGAUCUACGGCGUGGCGAGCCUCCUCGGAGCGGCUGCCUCCAUCCUUCUGGUCACGUCGCUGUCCGUCGCGGCCGACCUCAUCGGGAGGGGCAAGGGGGGCAAGGGGGGCAGGGGGGGGCAGGGGGGAUUCGUGUAUGGGGCCAUGAGCUUCGUCGACAAGCUCGCCAGCGGGCGUCGCCAUCGGGGUCAUUCAGUACUUCAACCCGAGGCAGUUAGGGUCGCUGGGGCGACGGAGGAGGGGGAGAGGGGGGCGUCGGUGUACGCGAAGAACGUGUCGGUCGGGGGAUGCGGCGGGGCAGCCGUCCUGGGUCUCGUCGCUACCCUGUCUCUUCGCCGCUCGCUUCAUUUCGCUUGCUUCCUCCGUCCGAUCGAGCAGGUCGGCUGGCUUCCUCACGGGGCGAGUGCCAACGGAUUCGAAGAAAUUCUGGAUGCACUCGGCUCGCGUCUCUGGGGAUCUGGGGGAUGA